Ostertagia ostertagi is the source of this 720-nucleotide messenger RNA. Lineage: Eukaryota; Metazoa; Nematoda; Chromadorea; Rhabditida; Trichostrongylidae. The record is from the annotation of a GenBank genome assembly.
AUGUCCAUCGGAGCAGCGCAAAAUAGUCAAAGCAGCUUAGAUAGUACCAUCAAUACUCUCAAAAGAUGUCUUCAAAUCGCUCAUGGAGGUGGAGCUCCUCAAUCGUGCCCGUCCAAUAACCAGCAUCCAUCAUCGUCCCAGCAUCCUAGUGGAACUUGGUCACGAGAUCAGCAUAUGUUUGGUUGCGAUGAAUCAAAUCAAAGAAGCAACGAAAAAGCUCAAAAUGUGAUACUAGUGGAUUAUAAGGAUGAAACACAAAUCGGGGAUAUCAUGCGCCUUAUAACAAAGGAUCUCAGUGAACCUUACUCUAUCUACACGUACAGGUAUUUUAUUCACAACUGGCCGGAGCUGUGCGUUCUGGCUUACGACACACUCACAGAUUCUUAUGUCGGUGCAGUUGUUUGUAAGCUGGAUAGAAAUGCCGAAGGACGACGGAAAGGCUAUUUAGCCAUGCUUGCAAUUGAUGAGUCGUAUAGAAAGUUAGGGCUCGGUACACGACUAGUGCGCCGUGCCAUUGAGAGGAUGCAAGCUCAAGGAUGCGACGAAGUUGUGCUCGAGACGGAGGUGUCAAAUGUGAAUGCUCAACGUCUUUACAGCAAUCUUGGAUUUAUUCGUGAGAAACGGCUGGUCAGGUAUUAUCUAAAUGGUGUUGACGCCUUCCGCCUGAAACUGUAUUUCUCUCCACCGAUAGCUUCUGCGAUGAAGUCUUCUCUAGUUUGA